AUGUCUACUAAUCCUUUCCUUGAACAAGUGAGGUCUUCAUUCCAACGUUCGAGAUCUUUGAACGCAGGGCCAUCUUUGCAACCAAACCGGGUGAUCUCUGAAAUUCAGAAUCGUCUAGAAAAAGAGUUAGCAACUGCAAAAGAGCAAGCCAUUGCCACAUUUGAAGGUCUUGCUAUCCACACUGACCUCCCAGGGUCUUCACCUUCAAAUUCGGAAUCAAGUUCAGACCAAGAAGAAGAAGAGAUGGCUGCCAAUGAGUUCAUGGGAGACCUUGAUAUCCCAACAAUUCCAGCAUCCCCUUCAAGCAUCUUGCUGCCCACCGCAGCUCGAAACUAUGAGCUUAAAUCUUCUCAUCUUAAUAUGCUCCCUUCUUUUUAUGGUUUACCUAAUGAAGAUCCAUUAACUCAUAUAAAGGAUAUUUUUAAUGUUGUGAGCUCUUUUCCCUUGACAGGUGUGACAGAAGAGCAACUUCGAAUGAGAGUGUUUCCGUACACUUUGAAAGAUAAAGCGAAAUAUUGGUUGAAUUCUUUGAAGCCUGGUUCACUCAUGACUUGGGGAGCCAUUCAAAAGAAGUUCUUGGAGAAAUAUUUCUCCACGCAAAAAACCGACAUGCUCAGGGACAAGAUCCUUCUAUUUGCACAACAAGAUGAUGAUUCGUUUUGUGAAGCAUGGGAGAGAUUCAACGGGCUGCUCAAUCAAUGUCCUCAUCAUGGGAUUCCAUUGAAGCUUCAGAUGUGUAUGUUUUAUAAAGGACUAACCCCCUCUAGCCAUAAUAUUUUCACUAAUUUUGCAGGUGGUUCUUAUAAGACUAAAACUCCAGAAGAAACAUAUGAACUCUUUGAGGAGAUAGCAAUGGAGACCCAACACACCGAUACAAGAGGUAAGCGUAUUGCUGGUGGUUCUAAUGAUUCUUCCAGUGUGCAGAUUUCCAAAUUGGAACAAAAGCUAGAUGCCCUCCUUGCAUUGAACUCAAGAAACCCUUUGAAGGAAGUGUGUAGCAUCUGUGAAACUCAUGAUCAUCCUACCAUUUCUUGUCCCUUUGGGGCUGCAUAUCCAGAAUUUGUGCAAAAGCAAGCUAAGUUGGUGAAUUCCUACAACCGAGGUCCAAUAAAUGACCCAUAUUCUCAAAGUUAUAAUCCAGGUUGGAGGAAUCAUCCAAACUUUUCAUGGAGGAAUACACAGAAUCAAGCGAAUCCCCCUUCACUUCAAAGGCCACAACAAUCAUCAUCGUUGGAGGAUAUAGUGAAGCAAAUGGCAAUCAACCAAUCCAAUUUCCAGCAAACAACACAAGCUGCCAUCUCCAAGUUGGAAGUCCAAUUGGGCCAGAUAGCUACUGAAAUAGCUCAAAGAGAACCUGGGAAAUGGCCAAGUCAAACCGUGAUCAAUCAAAAAAACCAAGAAGCCAAGGCCGUUCAUGUGCUCAGAUCAGGUAAGAUUGUUGAUAACAAAGUUGGUUCUGAUCUAUCAAAUGAUGUUGUGGUUGUAGAGGAUGAAGAUGAAGAGGAAACCACAACUAUGGAAGGAGAACAACCCAAAACGUCCCAAUCUGCUCCUAAGGCCAAAUCUGAUUCUCAGGAACCCAAUCCAUUUCAAUUGCAUAAAAGAGAUGACAAAUUUGUGCCAUCACAUCUUCAUCAAGAUAGAUACAUCCCACCUCCUCCAUAUAUUCCACCGAUUCCAUUUACAGGCCGUUUGAAGAAAGCAAAUCAAGAUAAGGCUUUUAAAGAGAUUUAUGAUAUUUUGAGUAAAGUUAAUAUCAAUUUGCCCUUGCUUGAUGUUGUUAAACAGAUUCCUGCAUAUGGAAAGUUCAUCAAGCACUUGAUGACUCACAAGCUCAAUUUUACUCCAAGUGAAGAAGUAAAGCUCAACAAGAAUGUGAGUGCUGUGUUGCAAAGGAAGCUUCCACCAAAACUAGAAGAUCCUGGCAGCUUUAACAUUCCCAUUAACAUCGGAGAUAAGGCGGUUGGAAGAGCCAUGUUGGACUUGGGAGCAAGCAUCAAUGUAAUGCCAUAUUCAGUUUAUCAGGCGCUUGGCUUAGAAGGGAUAAAGAAAACCUCAAUUAGUCUUGAACUAGCUGAUCAUUCUAUCAAAUAUCCAAGAGGUAUUGUAGAAGAUAUUUUAGUUCAAGUUAAUACACUCAUUCUUCCGGCUGAUUUUGUAGUGAUGGAUAUGGAGGAUAACCCAUAUGUAGACCGUGUUGAUCCCAUUCUCCUCGGGCGACCAUUCAUGGCCACUGCAGACACAAUCAUCAAAGUGAAAGAUGGCACCCUCUCCAUGACUGUUUUGGGUGAAACUGUUGAAUUUAAAGUGUUUGAUGCUCUGUCUCAACCUUCUAUCACUCUUGAUACUUGUUUUUCAAUUGAUGUUGUGGAUCAUGAGGUUUCUUCUAAAAUUGUGCUGAAAAAGUCUAAUGAUGCUUUGGAAGCGGUCCUAACACAAGAAGAGGAAGAUCUCUUUGAAUCAGAGUUCCAAGAAGUGAUGGCUGCCUUAGAAGUGUUUCAACCAUACCCACCAUCCUUUAGGCCACCACUUGAGCCUCUUGCAUCAUCCUCCACAAAAUUGGAGCCAUCCAUUAUCCCCCCACCAAAGCUAGAACUUAAACCUCUACCCAAUCAUCUUAAAUAUGCUUAUUUGGGUGCUAAUGAAACCCUCCCUGUUAUAAUUGCUGCAAGUCUCACUUCACAUGAAGAGGACAGUUUAAUUGAAGUUCUGAAAGAACAUAAAACAGCCCUUGGAUGGACCAUAGCAGACAUCAAAGGAAUUAGUCCAAGCAUGUGCAUGCACCGAAUUUUAAUGGAAGAAGACAGCAAACCAUCUCGUGAUGCACAAAGUAGGCUAAAUCCCAAUAUGAAGGAGGUGGUUAGGGCUGAAGUUUUGAAGCUACUUGAUGUGGGAAUCAUCUACCCAAUUUCAGAUUCUAAGUGGGUGAGUCCUGUGCAAGUGGUUCCAAAGAAGUCCGGAAUCACCGUUGUAAAGAAUUAGAAGAAUGAGCUAGUUCCAACACGCACUAUCACCGGUUGGAGAGUUUGCAUUGAUUAUAGGAAGUUGAACACAUCCACGAGAAAAGAUCAUUUUCCCUUGCCUUUUAUUGAUCAAAUGCUUGACCGUUUAUCUGGCCAUGCUUACUACUGUUUUCUUGAUGGAUUUUCAGGUUAUAAUCAAAUUCCCAUUGCUCCGGAAGACCAGGAGAAAACCACGUUCACAUGCCCAUUUGGUACAUUUGCUUAUAGAAGGAUGCCAUUUGGUUUGUGCAAUGCUCCAGCAACUUUCCAAAGAUGCAUGAUGGCAAUCUUUUCUGAUAUGGUGGAACGAUUCAUGGAGGUAUUUAUGGAUGAUUUUUCAGUUUUUUGUUCAUCUUUUGAUGAUUGCCAUGUUGUUUCAAACAAAGGAAUUCAAGUGGACAAAGCCAAGAUAAAUAUCAUCACAAAUCUACCACCCCCUUCCUCUGUUAAAGGAGUUAGAAGCUUUCUGGGCCAUGCCGGAUUCUAUAGAAGGUUCAUAAAAAAUUUUUCAAGCAUUUCAAGACCAUUGUGUAAUCUCCUUGCUAAGGAUGCUGUUUUUGAGUUUGACGAGAUUUGCAUGGAAGCCUUUACGACUUUGAAGAAAGAGCUAACUUCAGCCCCUAUUAUCAUAGCUCCAGAUUGGUCUUUACCAUUUGAAAUAAUGUGUGAUGCCUCUGACUUUGCUAUUGGUGCAGUUUUAGGUCAAAAGAAGAACAAGCUUCCCCAUGUGAUUCAUUAUGCAAGUCGGACCUUGAAUGAUGCCCAACUCAAUUACUCCACAACAGAAAAGGAGUUGCUUGCUGUGGUUUUUGCUUUAGAAAAAUUUCGUCCUUACCUUGUUGGUUCUAAAGUAAUUGUUUAUUCUGACCAUGCAGCUCUUAGAUACUUGCUCACUAAGAAGGAUGCCAAACCUCGCUUGAUCAGAUGGAUUCUCUUGCUGCAAGAGUUCGAUUUGGAGAUUCGAGACAAGAAGGGAUGUGAAAAUGUGGUGGCUGACCAUUUGAGCAGCAUUGUGGUUGAAGAGCAAGGAGAAGCUGUACUACCAUUGAAUGAGACUUUCCCAGAUGAACAACUAUAUGUUGCCCAAGUCAAAGAGCCAUGGUAUGCUGAUUUUGUUAAUUAUCUUGCUUGUGGUGUUCUUAGAAAUGAUCUAACUUAUCAGGACAAAAAAAAGUUCUUUUCCAUGGUGAAACAUUAUGUCUGGGAUGAACCUUUCUUAUUCAAGCAUUGCCCAGAUCAACUCAUUAGAAGAUGUGUUCCAGAAGAAGAACAAGAAAGCAUCCUUAGGCAUAGCCACGAAUUGUGUGAUAGGUGUAAAAGGAUGGGAAACAUAAGCCGCAGGAACGAACUGCCAUUGAAGAACAUACUCUUUGUGGAACUCUUCGAUGUAUGGGGUAUUGAUUUCAUGGGACCAUUCCCAUCUUCCUUUGGUUAUACCUACAUACUUGUUGCUGUUGAUUAUGUGUCUAAAUGGGUGGAAGCCAUAGCCACCAAAACCAAUGAUCAUAAGGUGGUCCUGAAGUUCUUGAGGGACAAUAUUUUCACAAGGUUUGGUACUCAAAGGGCUGUCAUUAGUGAUGGAGGCAGCCACUUCUGCAACAAGCUAUUUGAAGCACUCAUGAAGAAGUACAAUAUCACCCACCGAGUCUCUACACCAUAUCAUCCUCAAACUUCUGGUCAAGUAGAAAUAAGCAACAGAGAAAUUAAGCAGAUCCUAGAGAAGGUGGUGAAUAGUACAAGGAAAGAUUGGGCUGCCAAGCUCAAUGAUGCAUUAUGGGCUUAUAGGACUGCAUAUAAGACUCCCAUCGAAAUGAGCCCUUAUCGUCUUGUGUUUGGGAAAGCCUGUCACUUGCCAAUGGAGCUUGAACACAAUGCUUUUUGGGCCAUCAAGAAGUUGAAUUUUGAUCUGGACAAGGCCGGCCAUGUUAGAAAGUUUCAGCUCAAUGAAUUGGAAGAAAUUCGACAUGAGUCCUAUGAGAAUGCAAAGCUAUACAAAGAACGUACCAAGAGUUACCAUGACAGGAACAUUCAACGGAAAAAAUUCACCAAAGGUAUGUCAGUUCUUUUGUUUAACUCACGUUUGCGUCUCUUGCCAGGAAAAUUGAAGUCUAGGUGGCUUGGCCCAUUCACCGUGGUCAAUGUAUCUCCCUAUGGAGCUGUGGAGAUUCAAAAUCCUAAAGAUGGCUCGACUUUCAAAGUAAAUGGACAACGUUUAAAGCCAUUCUAUGAGGGAGUGUCGGUUGGAAUUCAAACUGGUCAUGUGGUGGAUCAUCUUCCCUUCGUACAAUCAAGUUAGCUAAUGGCAUAAUGUCUUGCCAAGACAUUAACUAAGGCGCUUCUUGGGAGGCAACCCAUGUGUUGAAGAAUAAGGUGCUUGGU
Molecule: messenger RNA, 5381 nt
Organism: Prunus dulcis (almond)
Lineage: Eukaryota; Viridiplantae; Streptophyta; Magnoliopsida; Rosales; Rosaceae
Exons: 3
Biological process (GO): DNA integration
Molecular function (GO): nucleic acid binding
Source: RefSeq, a predicted model, not a curated record